UUAUUGUUAAUGUAUAGUAAUUUGAAAAUUAUAAAUCACUUUCUUGAACCUAUUCUUGUUCUAAUUGUAAAACCCAGAAAACCAAUUUAAGGAUUAUUAAGGUUCUACAUACAGAUACAGACUACAAAUUAAUUAUUAGAUAUAAUCAACAAAUCAGUUAUAAAUAAUCAUAUUAUUUAUGAUGGUAUAAGAACCUAAUUGCGUCUUAAUAAAACGAUACAAUGGAAACACAUCCAUUAAACAAGGCGCAUCAGCAGCAUAGACGAGCUGAGGCACAUUUAAAAAAUAAUAAGUAUGAUGACGCCAUGCAAUGCCAUCAUAAUGCAGCAGAAUUACUGUUAGAUGCUAUGAAAUCUACUUCAUCUUCAGUAGCUCUCGAGUCAAUUACUUUGCAGCAUAGUUAUCACCUAAAACAGAAAGACCUUAUACAGAGUAAGAAAGAACAAUAUGUACGAGUUAAAAAGGCUAUGGAUAUCUUUAAAAAUGUGAGCAAAGAUUCACAAAUAAAUGUACCUGGCGAACCAUCAAAAGUCCAAGUAGCAAUUUAUAAAAACCUUAAUGCUUCAGAAACUCUUCUUCAUGAGUUAUCAACUAAUCAAGAUGUAGGUGAGAUUAAAGAUUUAGCUAAAUUGAGUGAAGGAAAGACAGAAAAACCUCAAAUAAUUGUAAUUGAAGAAUUACAGACCUUGAAUCAUAGUUUGCACUCAUUGGUUGAACAAUUAGUUCUACAAGUGGAAGUUUUAAAAGAUGAGAAUAUGACUUUGAGAGAAAGGGUGAACUUUCUAGAAAAGGAGAGAGUGAGGUAUCUAAAUAUUUCACAAGAUGGGAUUACAUUGAGUGAAGAACCUACCCGUAAUAAUUAGAUUAAAUUAUUAUAUUACUACUGUAUAUAUUUUAUAAUACUGAAUAACUAAAUCAUAUUUAUUUAAAUAUGCUGGUUUGUUGGUACAUUCAUGCUUGGUUUUGAUACCUUCCUUAUCUCAUAUAAAAAGAUGGCAUGUUUGCACUCUACAGAAAAUUGCUAUUGUUAAAUGUUAGAUGUGUUAUUUGUUGUGUUACAUUUUUAAUUAAAUAAACACUCUUAAUGUCAGAUAGUAUGGGAUACUAUAUUCUUAAGAUAAAUAUACAUUUUUGUAAAUAAAAGUCAUCUUAAAGCUUAUUUAUUGUAUUACAUAUUGGUUUUACAUAAAAAUAAAAUUACUCUUAACUUGAAAUGUAAAAAUAAUUUCUUGAACUAAGUCUACAUUUAUCCUAAAGAAUGUACACUUUAACAAAUAACUAUAAAUAGGUAUGUUAACAAGUUUUUUGGUAACAAAAAAUAUACACCAGAAUACCAUUAAAUACUGUAACAGCUAAUUUUGAGUUAUAUUCAGAUCUUUAAAAACACUUAAGUUAAAAAUGGUAAAACUUAAGAUUUGAGAUUUGUGAGUUAUCUCAAUGGUUAAAAAAUAUUAAAUGAGGCUCAUUUUA
Molecule: messenger RNA, 1470 nt
Organism: Pieris brassicae (large cabbage white)
Lineage: Eukaryota; Metazoa; Arthropoda; Insecta; Lepidoptera; Pieridae
Product: nuclear receptor-binding factor 2-like
Exons: 2
Coding region: 222-863 (213 amino acids)
Biological process (GO): autophagy
Source: RefSeq, a predicted model, not a curated record